Molecule: messenger RNA, 629 nt
Organism: Contarinia nasturtii (swede midge)
Lineage: Eukaryota; Metazoa; Arthropoda; Insecta; Diptera; Cecidomyiidae
Exons: 3
Coding region: 49-591 (180 amino acids)
Molecular function (GO): odorant binding
Source: RefSeq, a predicted model, not a curated record
CCAAACGAAGCAAUACAAACGUUAUUAACGUAAAAAUCAGCGUGAAAAAUGAAUAUCUGCAUAUUUAUUAUUCUAUUUGCUAUAAAUUUGGGGUUCGUACUAAGUGAGACAAGUGUAAUUGUGGUUAUAAAUCAUAAUACAUGUUGCAAAGUUGAAAAAUUUCUAAUCGACAAAUUUGAAGCCGAUGUCACUCCGGUAUACAAACAAUUUCUUAACGAAUGUUUGGAAGAGCUCAACUUAACUGAUGUGGAAAAAAUUGAACUGGGCAAAAGCAGUGCUUGCAUUAUCGAAUGCAUAGGCCUAAAGGCGAAUAUUAUUACUGCCAACAAACGAAUGAAUGAGACUGGAUUCCGAAAUGUUGUCAAUGAAAUUCCAUUAGAAGAGCAUCAAAAAGCAGUGGCCGAAGAAACGAUAACAAAGUGCAUGGAAAAGGUUAGAUCAUUACCGGAGAUUGUAAUCAACGGCUGUACUACCAUGACAAUUCGUGCUGAUCAUUGUAUUGCAAUGGAAUUCUUUAAAUCUUGUCCCGUUGAAAAGCAAGACACUUCGAAAAUCUGCGUAGAUUUACGUGAACAUAUAAACAAAAUGUAAUUUCAUUUGCACUGAAAUAAAGUUGAGCGUGAACAUAA